CUUCACCUCCAGCAAUUUCUCCCAUCAUCUCAUCACCAAGCCAAAAGUCCCCAACUCCAAUCCUCCCCCUUCCCAAACACCACCACAGACCCACACGAAAGAAAGAAAAAUGACCACCCCCGAAGAAACCCACCGCGCGACCUCCCUCCAACACGCCCAAGACCAAGCCCUCAGCCUCUUUGCCGCCAUCGAGCCCCUGAUCGUGCCGGGCAUCACCGAGAAAGCCCUCAGCGACAGCAUCCACCGCCUGGGCGCCUCGCACCACAACGUGCGCACACACUGGCACAAGCGCCUCGUGCGCAGCGGGCCGAACACCCUGCGGCCGUUCGCAGACAACCCCCCCGACCGCACCCUCCUCGCCGACGACAUCCUGGUCAUCGACCUCGGCCCCGUGUUCGAAGAAUGGGAGGCGGAUUUCGGGCGCACGUACGUGUUAGGGAGUGAUCCCGCCAAGCUCGCGCUCCGCGACGCCCUCGAGGGGAUCUGGACAUCCGUCAAGACGGAGUUCGAUCGGCGGCCCGACGUCACGGGCGCGGAGCUGUAUGCGAUCGCCAGCCAGACGGUCCGGGCGGCCGGGGCGCGCGCCGGCCGGCGGUGGGUGUUCGGGGCCGAGAUCGCCGGCCACCUCGUCGGCAGCUUUCCGCAUGAGCGCAUCCCCAACGAUCGCGUGAGUCUGUAUAUCACCCCCGGGAAUGGGGAGCGCAUGCGCGGGAAGGGGAAGGGCGGGUGGGAGCGGCAUUGGAUCCUGGAGAUUCAUGUGCAUGAUGCCGAGCGCGGGUUUGGGGGGUUCUGUGAGCGGUUGUUGACGGUGGGGUGAAUUGGAUGAAUUGUGGGGUUUUUGUGUUGUGCUUGGGUGGAUGUCGUGCUCUUGAUAGAAUGAUGAAGGAAUCGAUAUAUAGACCCAGGGGGUCAGGUUUAUUGUAUUUGUAUGGUUGAAAUGGAUAGAGGCACAGAUCUAUGGACCUAUGGGUCCAGUUUG
Aspergillus japonicus CBS 114.51 is the source of this 979-nucleotide messenger RNA. Its product is annotated as M24 family metallopeptidase. The coding region runs from base 110 to 817 and encodes 235 amino acids. NCBI's taxonomy places the organism in Eukaryota, Fungi, Ascomycota, Eurotiomycetes, Eurotiales, Aspergillaceae. The record is from RefSeq and is a predicted model, not a curated record. The transcript has a single exon.